This is a messenger RNA of Dendrobium catenatum, 1605 nucleotides long. RefSeq names its product phosphoribosylformylglycinamidine cyclo-ligase, chloroplastic/mitochondrial. The transcript has 8 exons. The coding region runs from base 268 to 1437 and encodes 389 amino acids. The record is from RefSeq and is a predicted model, not a curated record. Gene Ontology annotation, molecular function: phosphoribosylamine-glycine ligase activity; phosphoribosylformylglycinamidine cyclo-ligase activity. NCBI's taxonomy places the organism in Eukaryota, Viridiplantae, Streptophyta, Magnoliopsida, Asparagales, Orchidaceae. Gene Ontology annotation, cellular component: cytosol. Gene Ontology annotation, biological process: 'de novo' IMP biosynthetic process; adenine biosynthetic process.
UAUCGAGUCGCCGCGAGUAGCUUGCCAAACUCUAGGUUUUUUUGCAGCCUACUUACUCUAAGUUUAACACGGCGAAAUAUCAGCCGUCAACAACCAUCGAAAGAUAAUCGACGGCAGUUCUACCUCCUCUUUCCGGAGCGCCGCGAAAUAGCUGCCGUCUACAACCUUUGAAAGAUAAUCCGGCAGUUCUAUCUCCUCUUUCACAAGCCCCAAAACAUUCGCUUUCCCUUUCUUGAACUUAAAAACCUCUCACCCUCUUCUUCCUCAAUGAACGCCAGCUCGGGAGCAGCGGUGGCGAGAGCUGAGCGCCUCCACGGAAGUGUGGUGGCGUCUCGAAGACCAUCAUGCUCGAAGCUUCCAGUGUUCUAUGCAAAACCCGCGAGCGAGAUUCGGCUCCCACGCAGUAUUCUUAAGAUGAACGGCGGCAGAAUCUCUUGCUCGACCAGCAACAAUGGAAGGAAGGGUCUUACAUAUAAGGAUGCAGGGGUUGACAUUGAUGCCGGGACUGAGCUAGUUCGGAGGAUCGCUAAGAUGACACCGGGAAUUGGCGGAUUCGGUGGCCUAUUUCCUUUGGGGGAUUCCUACCUUGUUGCUUCUACUGAUGGCGUUGGAACAAAGCUCAAACUUGCAUUUGAGACUGGAAUACAUGACACUAUUGGGAUUGAUUUGGUGGCCAUGUCUGUAAAUGACAUAGUUACUUCAGGAGCUAAACCAUUAUUCUUCCUUGAUUAUUUUGGUACAAGUCACCUUGAUGUUGAUCUUGCUGAAACGGUCAUUGAAGGGAUUGUUGAUGGAUGCAAGCAGUCAGAUUGCGUUCUUCUAGGAGGCGAGACAGCUGAAAUGCCGGAUUUCUAUGCAAAAGGUGAGUAUGAUUUAAGCGGUUUUGCUGUUGGUAUUGUAAAGAAGGACUCGUUAAUUGAUGGGAAGAACAUCAAAUCUGGUGAUAUUCUAAUUGGUUUUCCAUCCAGUGGCGUCCACUCCAAUGGUUUCUCUCUUGUCAGAAGGGUUCUAUCACAAAGCAAUCUUUCUUUGAGUGACCAACUUCCUGGCCAUGGCAGUGGACCAUUUACACUGGGGGAAGCCCUGAUGGCACCAACUGUUAUUUAUGUUAAGCAGGUUCUUGACAUUAUAAGCAAGGGUGGCGUUAAAGGAAUUGCUCACAUCACUGGUGGUGGCUUCACUGACAACAUCCCAAGAGUGUUCCCUCCUGGCCUUGGGGCCAGUAUCUUUAGAAAUUCCUGGGACGUGCCUGCUGUUUUUAAAUGGUUACAAGAGGCUGGAGGGAUAGAUGAUGGUGAGAUGAGGAGAACCUUCAACAUGGGCAUAGGCUUAGUGGCCGUUGUGACCCCCGAGGCAUCAGAGAGGAUUCUUGCAGAGUAUGAUUCAGUUUACCGAAUUGGUGUUGUGGUCAAUGGAGAAGGCGUGAAAUUUGUGUGAAAUGCAUCUCUUAUUUUAUUUAUUUAUUUCUGUUAUUUAUGAGAACAUUUUUUUUUUUGUCUGUAUGGUUUGCUUUAGAAAUUUUGAGUUGAGAACAAUAAUUGUUUCUGAAUAUUAAAUCUUGAGUUAGAAUUCUAAUGAAAAUAAAAGGUUAGAUCUGAGAUCAAA